Messenger RNA from Manis javanica (Malayan pangolin), 3873 nucleotides. It is a transcript of the gene RGS14, whose product is annotated as regulator of G protein signaling 14. Gene Ontology annotation, biological process: spindle organization; regulation of G protein-coupled receptor signaling pathway; cell division. NCBI's taxonomy places the organism in Eukaryota, Metazoa, Chordata, Mammalia, Pholidota, Manidae. Gene Ontology annotation, cellular component: nucleus; cytoplasm; plasma membrane. The record is from RefSeq and is a predicted model, not a curated record. Gene Ontology annotation, molecular function: G-protein alpha-subunit binding; GTPase activator activity; microtubule binding.
ACUACUGCCUGCCGCCGUGCAAGCUCUGGCCAGCGCUGCCCACAGUCCCCAUGGUGGGCGCCUCUCCCGGCCGGGACCUGUGAACAGCAGCGGCAUGCCAGGGAAGCCCAAGCACCUGGGCGUCCCCAACGGGCGCAUGGUUCUGGCUGUCUCAGAUGGAGAGCUGAGCAGCACGGCAGGGUCCAAGGGCGAGUGCGAGGGCUGUGGCAGCUCCCUCAGCAUCCACAGCCUCCCCAGUGGCCCCAGCAGCCCCUUCCCCACCGAGGAGCAGCCUGUGGCCAGCUGGGGCCUAUCCUUCGAGCGGCUGCUGCAGGACCCACUGGGCCUGGCUUACUUCACUGAAUUCCUGAAAAAGGAGUUCAGUGCAGAGAACGUGACUUUCUGGAAGGCCUGUGAGCGCUUCCAACAGAUCCCGGCCAGCGACACCCAGCAGUUGGCUCAGGAGGCCCGCAACAUCUACCAGGAAUUCCUGUCCAGCCAGGCGUUGAGCCCGGUCAACAUCGACCGCCAGGCCUGGCUCGGCGAGGAGGUGCUGGCCGAGCCCCGACCGGACAUGUUCCGGGCACAGCAACUUCAGAUCUUCAACCUGAUGAAGUUCGACAGCUAUGCGCGCUUUGUCAAGUCCCCGCUGUAUCGCGAGUGCCUCCUGGCGGAGGCGGAGGGGCGCCCUCUGAGAGAACCUGGCUCUUCGCGCCAAGGCAGCCCUGACGCCACGAGGAAGAAGCCGAAGCUGAAACCUGGGAAGUCGCUGCCGCUGGGCGUGGAGGAGUUGGGGCAGUUGCCGCCUGCUGAGGGCCCUGGGGGCCGCCCGCUCCGCAAGUCCUUCCGCAGGGAACUGGCAGUCGGGGUGACAAACCCUGGCUUGCGCCGAGAGUCCCAGGGCUCCCUCAACUCCUCUGCCAGUCUGGACCUCGGCUUCCUUGCCUUUGUCAGCAGCAAAUCUGAGAGCCACCGGAAGAGUCUCGGGAGCACUGAAGGUGAGAGCGAAAGCCGUCCAGGCAAGUACUGCUGUGUGUACCUGCCUGAUGGCACAGCCUCCCUGGCCCUGGCCCGACCCGGCCUCACCAUCCGUGCCAUGCUGGCAGGCAUCUGUGAGAAACGAGGUCUCUCUCUACCUGACAUCAAGGUCUACCUGGUGGGCAACGAGCAGAAGGCCCUGGUCCUGGAUCAGGACUGCAUCGUGCUGGCAGAUCAGGAAGUCCGGCUGGAGAACAGGAUCACCUUUGAUGCAAGCCUCCUGUGCAGGCUAGAGUUGGCGGCUCUGGAGCGCGUAGUGCGAAUCUCGGCCAAGCCCACCAAGCGGCUGCAGGAAGCCCUGCAGCCCAUCCUGGCGAAGCACGGCCUGAGCCCGCAACAGGUGGCGCUGCGCCGGACAGGCGAGAAGCAGUCGUUAAAUCUGGGGAACCUAGUGAGCUCGGUGGCGGCCCAGCGACUGGUUUUGGACACUCUCCCAGGUGCAAAGUUCCUGGAAGCUGGCGAAUUACCUGCCUGCCGCAGUCAGGAUGGCCCACCUAGGACCCAGGACAACGUUGCCCACCCCCCUCCACUGCCCCUCAACCUGCUGGCCGAAGUGCCCAGGAGUAUCACUGGGAAGCGACAGACCUGUGAUAUUGAAGGCCUGGUGGAGCUGCUGAACCGGGUGCAGUGCAGCGGGGCCCAUGACCAGAGGGGCCUUCUGCGCAAAGAGGACCUGGUGCUCCCAGAAUUUCUGCAGCUGCCUGCUCCAGGGCCCAAAUCCCAGGAGGCCCCACCACAGACUGAAACAAAGGGCCAGCCCAAAGGAGGCACCUCAGACUCCACUGCUGAGUCAGCCCUCUGACAGCUGCCCAGCAGUCCAGGCUGGCUGCAUGGCACCUAGCGGGCCAAGCAUGCCAUGGGUCCGCUCUGCAUGCCCUGUCUGUGCCAUGAGUGUCUCUGGCCACUUCCUACCACGGGCAGGCCCACAGGAAGAGCCAGAAAUGGGUGGAGAGGCAGCUUAGAGGAGUCACUCUACAGCUGCCACUACUUGGUCCCUCACAGACUCGCUCACCCAUCUCUUUCUGCCAGGCUGCUGGGGAGAGGUGGGCCUAGCUGCCCAGGUGCAGGCAUGCACAACACAGAGGGGUGGUGUUGGCAGUGCCAGCCUCCCCACCCUGUGCCAAGCCUCAGCAGGGAGUAGGAAGAGGGGCCGGCCCCUCCUCAGGGAACGAAUAUGAGUAGCCUUUGGGGUGCAGGCGGACAGCUUCUCCCUCUACCCACAUAGGCUCUACUGGACACAUGGAUUUUGCAGUUGGCUUGGAGCAACUGGGUUUGUCCUGGAUGUAUGAUAUUGUUAUUAUAAUAAUUAUUAUUCUGCCAUGAAGCGUGUUCCCUGUGUGUCAGUCUAUCCUGUGCCCCCUCCCCAAAACCACACUGCCUCUGUCAGCAAGAUCAGUGCCAGGAAGUUCUUGGGGACCUCAGGAUGUGCCCCUGACUUCCUAUUGUCAGAACCUGUCUUCCUGACUGCACAGAGUGUGGGAGUGUGAGUAUGAGAGAUACAGAAGCAUCAAGAGAAGGAGGGAGGGGAGGGAGGGGAAGAUCUCUCUGGGGAGUUGUGCACUGCCAGGUGCCAUUGUGCUAUCCCGCAGUCUCUGGAUCUGAGUACAGUACGGUGUCUGUUACUGUCCUCUGCUUCUACUGGGACCAAGUGUGUCUCCGCAGCUAUGGCUGUGGGCACCUUUGGAUGCAUCAAACACCUUCUGGAAGACACUGGUCAUUGUGGUAGGGGUAGGUUCUGCUCCUUGCCUGCUUUGGCUCAUGUCUUCCCUGUCCCCAGGCGGACAGGGAGGCCUGUCCACUCAGGGAGGGGAAGCAUAUAGGACCUCUCAGAAGAAGGGCUCCAGCCUGCAGGUAGAGAAGCCAGACUCAGUCCCAGUGCUGCUGCAACAGAGGAAAUAAGAGAAGGCACUCGAGGAAUGAGGGGACCCCGACACCUCAGACAGGUGGAGCCCUCUUCCCCACUUGCUGUGCUCUGCCAGAAACUUCCCCCACUGCCUCUAUCCCACAACUGGCUCCUUAACUUGAAAUUCCUGGGAGAGAUCAGUGGGGUAUACUGGCUCAUCAAUUUCUCCAGAAGUGGAACCCAAGUCUUCCUUGGGGGCCUUCAGCCCUCUGCCCCCUCAGCCUGCUUUGUUUGGCUGGUUGACCCCACACUAUGAGUGCUGGGAUGGGCUCAUGACCCAUCCUGGCCAAUUAGAGUUCAGUUCAGGGUGAUGCUGUGACCCCAGCUGGAAUCCCAAUCCUAGUCAUUUUCUACUGUCUCCUGGGAUCUUGGAAAGGAUAUGCAGGGAGAGAGCCCACAUGUGAAUGAAGCCAACACAGAAGAGCAGUGCUGAGAGAUGGAGGGAGAUUCCUGACAAAACUUACCUAAACACCUAAGUGCUUUUGUGCCUGAAGUCAACCAUUCCUAGACUCUUGUUGGGCAAGCCCACGUAUUCUUCAGCGUGCAUGUGCCUGUGACUCUGAGUGGGGUUUCUGAGCCCUGCAACCACUAAAGUCCUGCUUCAUUGAAGAUCUUGUGGCUUAAACACCUCAGAGGAGCCUUCCCUAGUCACCUUAUGCUACGGUCUAAAUGUUUUCAUCCCCACAGAUUCAUAUAUUGAAAUUUCACCCCCUAAGGUGUUGGUAUUAGGAGGCAGGGCCUUUGUAAGGUGACUAAGUCGUGAGGUGGGACCCUCAUGAGUAGGGUUAGUGCUGUAAGAGGGACCCCAGAGAUCUCCCUCACCUCUACCACUGUGAGGACACAAUGAGAAGGCAGCUGGCUACAACCUGGAAGCCCCCAGCUGUGUUGGCAUCCCAAUCUUGGACUUCCAGCCCCCACAACUGUGAAAAAUAAACUUCUGUUAUUUAAAACCA